Molecule: messenger RNA, 1574 nt
Organism: Rubroshorea leprosula
Lineage: Eukaryota; Viridiplantae; Streptophyta; Magnoliopsida; Malvales; Dipterocarpaceae
Source: the annotation of a GenBank genome assembly
AUUGAAAAUCUGGGAAAUCCUUUUACUGCUUUCUCCUCUGUCCUCUCCGCUCACCGCUCUCUCUUUCUCCCCUCUCCGGUGGGCCCUAAUCGUCCGGUGGAAGGGCCGCGCGACAGUGGAAGGGGCUAUGGUUGCCGAACGGCUAUGCAAGACCUUCGAUCUGAGUAUCAUACUUUGUUUGGCUAUUUUCUUGACGAUUUUUGGUCCCGAUUCGAGGCCGUAGACCCGGCGUCCUACUGCGGCAGAUUGAUGCUUCUGGCUCCCAUCAGUGCUCCUAUUUCGCCGGCCGGUCCUUCGAGGACAGAUAUGUUGCGCAUCCCUGCUUCGUAUCGUGGAUCGGUAUUGAUAGGUUCCUGUGGUUGCAGUGAUCCUCAUGGCACGUUCUAGAUCGUGCCUGAUGGCGAUCGACAAUGUCGACGACUUCGGUUUGGUUUGGAGAACAUUGUUUGAAUGCAAGCAAAUGAAGUAGAGGGAUCAUUGCAAUGGGACAAACACACUCAUGCUUUUGAUCUGAUGGGGGAUGGCAAUCUGGCAUUCUGAGCAAAUUGUUCUGGGGAGGUAUGUUUAGAUUUUGCUUGUUUUUCUUGAACUUUCUAAGUUGUUAAUGAAUAUGUUUCCUCUGGUAGGGCUUGAUGUCUUCAUGUUUGAGCUACUCUUUUAUGAAAUAUAACUUUUUGGGGGAGGGGUGAAGGUCGUUUAACAAUACAGUAGCUUAGUUUCUGCCUUCUUAAACUGGUAGUAUAUUUUUAACUAAACAAAUGUCUCUUGAUGUUAUCUUAAUAUAUGCUGUUACUUAUGUGGGUUGACCAAUCCAUUCUAGCUUUCAUUUUCUUGCUGUAUUUAGAGCUGUUUUCCCAAACAAGUUACCAAAUUUCUUGAGUUUUAUGUUAUCUCAAACACAUAUUUGGGUUUAUGGCAUCUUUUGGCUUUGAUUGCAUUGGUUAUGCCAUAGUAACAUCUCAUAUAUAAUUAUGAUAGGCCUUAAGAAUUUAUGCUGCUGCUUAAAUAGGAAUGUUAACAGGUUUAUCAUUUUUGCCACGUCUCAUGUCUCCCACCUUUAACCCAAUAUGGGAUUUUCUAUAAUUGGUUGCUACAUGAAAUGAUAUUGGUUGAAAUGUUAUCUAUGAGACUUUCAUUUAGCCAUCUCUGACUUCCCUUUUUAUAUUUUCCUCCAAUAACUAGAAGCUGAAUGGGGAUGAAACCUGAGAGCUGAAAACAAUUAGGGGUAUCUUUUAGGGAAUUUGGUUAGCAUGAUGUUGUUUCCAGGCGAGGCUGCGAAAUGUCUGAGCUCAUGGACAGGUCUCCAAGGAUUCAUAUUCCAGCAAAAGCAGCUUUUCUCUUUUUAGGCUUUUCAUCAUUCUCAGUAAUUAUAUAGUUAUUUUUUUAUUAAAUUUUAUUUAUUUUCAUUUGGAUUUGUAAGUGGCCAUUAUUUAUUUUUGGGUUUUCUAUGGUACUUAUUUUUAUUUAAUUUAAUUUGUUAAAGCGGGUUAGGAGCAUGCUAGGGAUUUUCUGAUUAUUUCAUCUGGUUGCAUCUGUUUUUAUUAUGCUGACUCAUCGCCUUUUGUUCUGCAAUU